AUGGAGCUUACUUCCCAACGGUGGUACAAGGGCCUCUUCGCGGCGACCGCCCUGCCGUGGCUACGCCUGGUCAGCUCCUUUGGGGGCCUUGGUGGCCUGCUGCCACGGCACCGCAUCCAGGGCGACGACGAUCUGUCCAAGGACCCUGUCAAGCUCGCGCGCAUUUGCAGGCCCAUCUGCGCUUCCAUGCUCCGACACUUGCGGUACCCAGGCGCCCCUAAGCUCAAGGCCGAGUCUGUCGAGGCCCUCUUGGAGUACAUGCACAAGAGGGCCGUCGAGUUCGGCGUGCCGCUGGACACGCCUAUCUCUGCAAAGGGCUUCCGUCUGGGCUACGCUGAGGGAUUGCUCGCCCACCCAAACCACCCUGUCGAGGUCCAGGGCUACGUGGGACUCUUCACAUGGCUCGUCGUGCAGUACGACGACAUCGUGGGCCAGAACGACCAGAUGGUCGACGAGGCGCUGCGGUUCCACGAGCGCUUCUUCGCCGGCGAGCGGCAGCCGCACAACCUGCUCGAGGGGAUCGCCAUCCUGCUGCGCGAGGCCAACGACCACUUCGACCCCGUGAUGGCCAACCUCAUGCAGCUCUCGGUGCUCAAGUUCCUGACGAGUAACCUGCUCGAGCGCCACGCCGGCUUCCAGAAUCUCGACGUCACGCGCGACGGCGUCAAGUUCCCGCACUUUUACCGCGACCUGUCGGGCAUGAACGUCGCCUACGCCGUCUUCUGCUACCCCAAGGCCCAGUACCCGGACGUCUCGCAAUUCCUCGAGGCCAUGCCGGACAUGGCCAGGUUCAUCGACAUCUCCAACGACGUGCUGUCGUUCUACAAGGAGGAGCUCGGCGGCGACACGAGGAAUUACAUCCACAACGUCGCCAACACCACGGGCAAGCCCAUCGCCGUCGUGCUCGAGGAGACCAACCAAGAGACCAUCGAGUGCGCCAAGCGCGUCAACGCCAUCCUCAAGGGCAGGGGCGUGUACGACCAGUCCUGGCAGGACAGCGUGCGCGGCUACAUGGCCAUGCACACCACGAACCCCCGGUACAAGCUCAAGGACCUCGGCCUGGGCGAGGAGCACCCGCUGGCUCCCUUUGAGCACCAGAUCGGGGAGCUCUUUGAGCGUUUCCACAAGCAAUAA
This is a messenger RNA of Thyridium curvatum, 1134 nucleotides long. RefSeq lists its product as uncharacterized. Gene Ontology annotation, molecular function: carbon-oxygen lyase activity, acting on phosphates. The record is from RefSeq and is a predicted model, not a curated record. Bases 1 to 1134 code for a protein of 377 amino acids. NCBI's taxonomy places the organism in Eukaryota, Fungi, Ascomycota, Sordariomycetes, Thyridiales, Thyridiaceae. The transcript is spliced from 3 exons.